GUGGCGAUGGUCCCAGCUCGUCUCAGGUGUCUGUGAACAGAGUCUAGAGGCAGCUGCUCUCUGCAGGUUUGAUGUCCCAUUCAAAGGCUGGUUGCUUGUGCUGAAAAUGACCCUGCCUCUUCGCCGUGCAGGAAUGGCUACCACUGGGAACCUUUCUGAAGAGCAGGUGCACUGCUCCAUCUGUCUGGACGUCUUCACCAACCCCGUGUCCAUCCCCUGUGGGCACAACUUUUGCCAGAGCUGCAUCCUGGGAUACUGGAAGACCAGCCCUUUGUAUCAGUGUCCCAUGUGCAAGAAGUCCUUCCACAAAAGGCCCGAUAUCAGCGUGAACACUGUGUUGAGGGAAAUCGCAGAGCAGUUCAAGCAGAUCAGGGUCAAGAGCACUGAAGAGGAAGGAGGAGGAGGAGUAGGGAAAUCAAAGAAGUGGACGAUGGAGAGGAGGAUGAAGGAAGACGAGGAGAGGCUUUUGGAGAAAGAUCAGAAGCAUCAGCUUCUGGAGGAGUUGAAAGAAAAACAAGAGGAGGAAAGAAAAAAGAAACAGGGGUUGAAGGAGAAUCAAGGAGAGGACUUACCGCCAUUAAUUCCUCCAGCGCCGGCACCCAAAACCUCUCCUCCACCAUCCCCCCAGGCAGUAGCUCAGGCUCCAUCACCACCGCCCCAAACAUCACCUCCACCAUCACCUCAUAGUCCUGACUCUCCACUUCCUCAGUCCUCCCCUUCAUCCCCGUCCCCUUCACUCUUGCUUCCAUUGUGGGAGGAGGUCUUGUGUGACGUUUGCCUGGGGGAGGGCCGACCAAAGGCCGUCAAAUCCUGCCUGGUGUGUUUGACAACCUACUGCGAGGAACAUCUCAAAUCUCACUCUGCCAGGUUCACCAAGCACAAGCUGAUGGAGCCCGUCGCUAACAUGGAGGACAGGAUGUGCCCAAAGCACGAAAGGCUCCUGGAGCUGUUCUGUAAGAAAGAUCAGACCUGCGUGUGUGUCCUCUGCACUGAGACGGACCACAGAGCGCACUACACUGUCCCUGUGGAAAGAGAGUGGACUGAGAAGAAGGCACAGUUAAAGAAGACAGAAAUAGACGUCCAGCAGAUGAUCCAGGAAAGACAGAAGAAGGUGGAGGAGAUCAAACACUCAGUGGAGCUCAAUAAGGCCAGUGCUAAGAAAGAGAUCGACGAAAGCAUGCAGGUCUUCUCGGAGCUGGUGCGCUCCAUCCAGAAGGCUCAGGCUGAGCUGGUCUUGGUCAUCGAGGAGAAGCAACGCCAGACGGAAAGCUGGGCUGAAGGCCUCAUCACCGAACUGGAACAGGAAAUCUCUGAUCUGAAGAGGAAGCAUUCAGACCUGGAAAACGUGGCUCGGACCGACCACAUUCACUUCUUAAAGAGCUUCCCCUCCCUCAGCACUGCUCCUUCUGUUAAGGACUGGUCUGAGACCAGUGUUCCCACUGACACAUGUGUAGGCCUGAUCCGGAGAUCUGUGUCCAAACUGGAGACUGCAUUAAGCGAAAUGAUUAGCAUACUAUCUGAAAGUGAGAUCAAAAAGAUUCUUAAAUAUUCAGAGGAUGUCACCCUGGACCCCGACACGGCCAAUCCCUGGCUGCAGCUCUCUCAGGACAGGCAUCAAGUGAGGCAUCUGGGGGCAUGGCAGGACCUGCCGGACCAUCCCGAUCGCUUUGACACUGUGGUCAUCGUACUGGGCCGUGAGGGCUUCACUUCAGGCAGGCACUACUGGGAGGUCCAGGUGGGGGACAAGGAUGACUGGUACUUAGGGGUGGCCAGGUCCUCUGUCAACAGAAAGGGAAGGAUUUCUGUGAGUGCUGCCCACGGUUACUGGGCUCUGGCCAUGAAGAAAAGCCAAGGGUAUCGGGUGUCAACAUCCCCACCGUCACUGCUCUCCCUAGAUCCCAAGCCCAAGAGAGUGGGCGUGUACGUGGACUAUGAGGAGGGGCACAUUUCGUUUUAUGAUGUGAAAGCUCUGACUCACAUUUAUACAUUUGAAGAAACCUUCACAGGGAAGAUUCUGCCCUUUUUCUAUCUGUACUGCUGCGACAAAGCCUCCGAUACCAUGGUGAUCUGCCCUGUACACGAGAAAGGCCCGAAGCAAAGCUGAAAACUAGGAAAACUCUUAAUUAUGAUACAAAAAUGGGAUCUCAUGAAACGGUGGCCUUUUUUCCGAUGUUUGGUAGCAAAGUAUUUUAGCCUGGCAAGCCAUCCUAUAUGUUUGGAUAUUUACUCUGUGGGGUGGGAUCUACAGUUGUCUUUCAAACUGUCUCCUCAGACAAUGAACAACAUGACAUACUCACUACUACAGAUGUCAGCCAACGACGCAGUCCUCCAUAAACUGUUGUAGAAGAAGCAAAUCUAUCCUUUUACAUAACAAGCUUAAGUUCCUCUGUCUGCUCUUGACUCAAAGAAAAGCUCAAGUCUAAAUAGUUCAAAGUUAAUGCCAAAGCAGUUUCAAACGAGCCACCGCCAUCUUUGUUGUUUGCUCUGUGCAUCAAACUGCCCACUAAACCUAUAGAGCUGUGCUUUGAUUGGUUUCCCAAACUGAUAGACUGAUAGAACACAAAACUGAUUGGGCCAAUCCUGGACCUUCUGAGAAUCCUGUUGAGUGUGGCUAGACCGACGUGCAGAGCAGAAGCAUUUUGCUUCGACUACCGUUGGUCUAGAAUUCUAAGCUAAAGGGUUUUGGCUAAAUUGUCAAAAAUUCUGUGAAUUAAUUUGUAACAUAAAAAUGAAGAUGUGCCGUUGAAGGUUGUCAGCUAUCCAGGGCACGGUGAGUCCUAGAGGGUUUCAAUGAAAAUCUACUGGACUUACUGAAAGGCCUUUCUCAUUAAAGGAGUUAUUAUUUAUUUAUUUAUUUUCAUUUCAUGCAGAAAAACAUGCAAUGUCAUGAAAUUUGAUUAGCAAAUUAGCUUGCAGGAAAUUUAGGAUAUAAAGUUUUAUGAUAUAAAGUAGGCCAUCUUCAUUUAUCCCCUUAUUCCCUUGCCUGGCCUCUACGGACUCAGCUAAACAUUUAGGCGAGCCUAGAGCGUUGACCAAAAACAGUCGCACAAGAGGAACCUGUCGAUCAAUGAGAAUACGCUCCAUCCCAGCAUGCCCUAUGGGGUAAUGCAGAUGCCUCAGUCAGCUUAGCACACCAACCUAGAUUGCAUUGAAAAAUAAUAAGUAAAAUUCAAGCUAACUGUGGAAGAGGAGGGAGGGAUGGAAACAGAUUUGAUCUGUACUGGCUCUAAGUAAUUAGCUGGAUUUCACUUUACAUUGGAUUAUUGUUUUAGCUUGUAGCAUUAGCAGUGGUGUGCUACCAUCACGAGUGCUGGAUUCCUGUCUAUUUUCCUCCUUGAACACCACAUAUUUGAUUUAAUUAGUGAUAAUCAGCUCCUGCAGAACCUAAUGAAGGUUAAGGAGAUGAUUCAGCAUUUAGAAUCAGGUGUGUCUGAGCAGGAACUUAUUGUCCUUUAGCGCUACAAAGCUGUUUGUGUAGAGGUAUGAGGCAUUGCUUUCAGCUCCUUCCAGAAGGGGAGAGAGCAGGAGCUGUAGCCAUUCAAAUAUAAAAAUUUUCUUUUUUCUCUUUGAUCACCUCUCCCUUCAAACCCCAGCUUAAACAAAGAUCUCUCAUUUUAAUGGGAAAAAGUGAUUUGGAAAACAACUUCAAGGAAGAAAAACAAAAGUCAGAAUUUAACAUUAACUGAGAUGAGUCAUUUUUUGGGGGAAAUUUAAUUAUUUACAUUUUUGACUAAAAAGAAAAACAAAACAAUGCAAACAUUUGCACAUUGUGUUACUUUUACACAUUUUAGAUCUUUGAUGGUAAGGUUGUGUUUUCUAUGCUUCCCUACUCUAAUUCUCAGGGCCUGAAUUGAAUAGCCCCAUUUUAGAGGUUUCUCUGCUUCAGCACACUUUACAUUAACAAGUAAUAUAACAAAGCUUGAUGACCUGCUGAACAGGGGAUUUAAUCAUUCAGUCAAGUGUGCUGGAGCAGUGAAACAGCUAAAACAUGCUGGAUAGAACACCUCUUUGGUAAGCUAACUGUCAACUAUGGUUAUUGCCAAGACAAAACCCUUAUCAUGAUUUAAUGAUACUUUUUUGCCAUUUGACUCUUUGUAUGCAUGGACUAGAACCAAACCCCACACAAUAAAGUUUAGUUUUGGGUUAUGAGAGUUAUUUUAACCCUCUAGAGGCAGGCGUUGCAGAUUUGCAACAGUUAAAACCUACUUACCUGGGGCCUCAUUUAUCAAUCUUGCUUAUGCACAAAACGGGGUAGGAAAAUUGCGUAAGCAACUUUCCACGCAAACUUUGGGAUUUAUGAAAGAAAACUUAGCGGAAAAAUGUGCACAACUUUAAGUUGCUUACGCUCAUUUUGGACAUGGAGAGCACCUGCAGUGCUGCUGCUGAGAAGGAUAAAAUUAUGAAACCCUGCAGCAUUAUCACUUGUACUGCUUCGUUUUCACACAGAACAAGAACCCCCACGUGCACACACACGCGCACACACACACCCACAUGCGCGCACACUCACACACACGUGCGCGUGCACGCACACAUACAGCCUGAAGCGCAGAAUACGGAAUGCAGAAUAUCAGCAGGGGGACAGAUUGAGACAGAAUGUCAUGCGUCUGUGACAGUGUGUGUCCUGUCACUGUGACCCGAUUGAUGAUGUGCCCUGGCUACUUGGACAAGGAAGAUUUCUGUUUGGCUGAUUGGUUAGCACAUGUGACUUUCACCCUGGGAGUCUGGGGAUCGAAUCCUGACUGGAUCAUUUUUUUUAUAUCCGCCACAGAUCUCUCUAAAGAACUCAGCAUUGACGGCUUCAGCAAUGUUAUGGCACUCCGUGGAUUUUCUCUUAUUUGUUUUGCAAAAGCACUUCCUUUCAUUUCUCUGCCUCACCCACAGGUACCUCAACUUCUGCUUGUGAAAUAGCGCUUCCUUGAUCUGCGGUCGUGAUCGAAAUGCUGCAACAAGCCGGCUGAUGUAUAUGCAUGAGAUCCACAAGGCACUUUGCAUUGACUAUUUAUGGCAAUAAGUGGGCGUGGUGAGGGCGGGAUGUGACUAAAAAACAGCUGAGAACCUUUCUUGAUAGUCUCUGAUUUAUGAAGCGGAGAUUGCGUGCAGCUGUGCGUACUCCAUGUAUGAUAGAUCACAAACCUACUUGACGUAAGUACAUUUGUUUUGCUGAGCUCAAGUACUGUUUUAGUAAGGAUUCUACGCAAUGUUUGAUAAAUGAGACCCCUGGUAACUCCACAUACGUAUUUCAUGAGCAUUUUUCAACUCAGAAGUACCCCUGAAGGACUUAGUUGUUCGUCACUUAUUUUGAGCCUGAGAGGGUUAAAUGGUUUACAAUAAAUGUCCCAUGUUUCUGGAAGCCCAAUCGUUUGCUUCUUGUCUAAGAAUGGUAAAUUAGUUUUUAAGUUUAAUUUCAGUAAAACAAUGUGGCUUGACCACACCCGAGAACCAGAAGCUGUUUCACCUCCUAACAUUGUAGCACAUAUGCAUCGGUGCAGAGACGGGGCAUGCACAAGUGUACUUCAAAAGUGGAUUAGGAUCUUGUAAGAAACAGUAAAAUCUCUGAAUUUUACAGCACAAAUAGAAGAAUGCAAAUAGAAGAAGAAACAAUCUUUAAUUUAGGGCCUCUCAGGAUAAAAAUCACGAGGAGCUUCACAAGGACAAAAAUAAAAAUAAUUUAAAACAUUUAAAAUCUCAUAAAAAUUAGAAAAAGGAAAUGUGAAUUAAAAAAAUGUAAGUAAAGGGAGAAAGAAAAAGAAUAAGAGUCAAAGGACUCCAAAGUACUUUACACUACAGUGUAUCAUUCAUCCAUUCACACACACAUUCACACACUGAGGGUGAUGAGCUACAUUGUAGCCACAGCUGCCCUGGGGCACAUUGACAGAGGCGAGGCUGCCGAGCACAGGCGCCACCGGUCCCUCCGACCAACAGGGAGUUGGCUGCUCUCUCAGUCUUUGCACUUUCCUAUUGGAUGAAAACCAGGAAACUGUGUGUGACGUGGAAGUUCCAUGCCUAUUCUAACUGAAAAAGUUAUGACAAAUGCAGGUGUUAACACUUGAAAACCUGAACUGAAAACACAAUUCCAGCCUACUUAGAUUGGACAGAUUGUCUAACAAGAUCAGAUAGAAACCCGGAGUCAGAAUGACCCAGGUCAUGCACUAAUUAUCGUACACUUGUCUUGAAAAGUUUGUACACCCCUGGUUUAUAGCAUGAAUUCAUGACAAUUGUAUAAUUAAUAAAUAUACACUGAUUA
This is a messenger RNA of Nothobranchius furzeri (turquoise killifish), 6244 nucleotides long. Its product is annotated as E3 ubiquitin-protein ligase TRIM39. Gene Ontology annotation, molecular function: zinc ion binding; protein binding. The record is from RefSeq and is a predicted model, not a curated record. Lineage: Eukaryota; Metazoa; Chordata; Actinopteri; Cyprinodontiformes; Nothobranchiidae.